GAUAACGAAGGCGGCAAAAUGUAAACAAACACGGCUUUGCGGAGUGCGUCGUUCUGGGGCUGCAUUGAAAUAAGGAAAGAGGUGGAUUAAAUAUACUGAAAGGUUCUUAAAUCAACGUUGGGAAAGCUGGUAUCUGAUUUCAGGACAAGUAGCAAGAGGCAGUCGAAGAGAAAGACGACUUGAGAAGCAAUACAUAGGAAUAAGAACGGGGUGGGCCUGACUCAGUGUGGACAAUACUGAGCACAGGUCUCUAAGAUGAUGAACAAGGGUGGUGGAGCCUCCCAAACACCCCUGGUGGUGGCCCCCUGCUGGCAAGACACCCAGCUGGCAGCCCUUCUCCAGCCCCUCAUCCCACUCUCAUACAAGGAAAAUCUUGGAGAGGCAGACUUCCUCCCCUCCAGAAACACAGCUGUCAUCUUUAUCACAGAGGCCGAUAUCAUUUCAGGAGGUGGGUUCCGCAGGCGAGUGGUCAAGUUUCGGCAGAGCAGCAUCAUCAGUGCCGAGCGGAGAAUUGUGGUGCUACAGAACACUCCUCUCACGGCACAGCACUUCAAUAAUCUACAGAAGUUCAUCAGCAUCGACUUGGGCCUGCCUGUCAUCCCUGUCCAGUCCUUGCAGGAGACUGCACAGCUGCUGGUGCGAAUGGUGGCCAGCGAGACCAAGAUUCAGUCCAACCCUUUCCGUAUGCGGCCACGGAAAAUGGGGAACCACGACCAGCAGUUGUUGCACUCCCUCACCUCUGUGGUGCCCUGCCUGGGGAUGCAGCGGGCCCGGGCACUGCUGGCACGCUUUGGUACCCUGCAGGCCUUGGCAGAGGCUCCCCGUAGUGCCAUGGAGGAGGUGGUGGGCAGGGCUGCGGCUGCCUCCGUGCACAUGUUCUUCAAUGGCAGGGCAGAGUAAGAUGCGUUUCCUUAAUCACCGUAGGGUCUUAGAAGAAUGAAUUUCAAAGGCUUCAGAAAUGACAAGUAAGGUUCUCAAGGGUGUUUUUUCCUGUUGAUGGUGCAGAAUAAUGUUGUAGGCUUUCAUAAAGAGUUUCAAAGGCUGCAGAUAUAAGUAAGGUUCUCAAGGGUGUUUUUUUCCUGUUGAUGGUGCAGAAUAAUGUUGUAGGCUUUCAUAAAGAGUUUCAAAGGCUGCAGAUAUAAGUAAGGUUCUCAAGGGUGUUUUUUUCCUGUUGAUGGUGCAGAAUAAUGUUGUAGGCUUUCAUAAAGAGUUUCAAAGGCUGCAGAUAUAAGUAAGGUUCUCAAGGGUGUUUUUUUCCUGUUGAUGGUGCAGAAUCUUUUCUUUAACUAUUGGUAAUCCUACAUACUCCCUUGAGAACUCCUGAAUAAUGCUGUAGGCUUUAAUAAUGAGAUACAAUGGCUAGAGAGAUGAUAAAUAAGGUUCUUAUGGAUGUUUUGUCUGAUCAAUGAUGCUGAAUCCUUUUGCUCAACUGUCACCAUAUAAACUGCCUUGAAAACCCCAAAUAGCGCUGCAGAUUCUAAUUUCAGAGGUUACAGAGAUAAGUAAGCUUCUCAUGAGUGUUUUUCUUUUUAAUUGACAACGCAGAAUUCUUUGUACAACUAUCAGUAACCGUACUAACACCUUUGAAAACCCUAAGAAAUUUAACCAGUCUCAUUAGUAGAGGCAGUAGGGUUUCAUUAGGAGUUCCAGAGUCUACAGAGAUGAUUAAUAAGGUUGUCAAGUGGCUAUCUCCUGUUGGUGGUACUGAAUGCUUGGUUUAAUUGUUAGUAGUCAUAGAAACAUCCUUGAAAACCCAGAAUAAAGUUCACCAAAAGUUGCAUGAAAGUCUAGUAAAGGCCAGUUUCAAUCAUUCUCAGGCUUCUGUACAACUGUGUGUUUGCUAGCUAACCAACAAACCCACCUCAGCCAAUAAGAUUCCAGUUAGAUGCAGAAACAAUUGAAAAUAGUGACGUAAGAAAGGUGCGCGGUAUAAUCGGGUCUCAAUAAGACACUGAAAUGUUUUCAAAUAUGGAUUAUAUUAGGAUGGCACGCGGUGAGGGCCUCGGCUUUAGAGGGGACAAGUGGCGCCAUGUGGUCGCCCUGGGUGGAUCUGCCCUUGCCUCUGUCAGCCCCGCGUCACGGUAUGGAGGUCAAGGGCCGCCGCUGACCCGACCCUUGCUACAUUCUAGGUCACGCAGAGUUCACAACGCACAGUUACUGCUGCAAAUGGUCAUGUAGCUAUAUAUUUAUGUGUUUAUAUGUAUGUUUAUAAGGUCGCGUGUGUUUUGAUAUAAGUUUAAAUAUAUUUUUUUACGUAUUUCUGAUG
Messenger RNA from Scylla paramamosain (green mud crab), 2266 nucleotides. Its product is annotated as Fanconi anemia core complex-associated protein 24-like. NCBI's taxonomy places the organism in Eukaryota, Metazoa, Arthropoda, Malacostraca, Decapoda, Portunidae. Bases 256 to 900 code for a protein of 214 amino acids. The transcript is spliced from 6 exons. Gene Ontology annotation, biological process: interstrand cross-link repair. Gene Ontology annotation, molecular function: chromatin binding. The record is from RefSeq and is a predicted model, not a curated record. Gene Ontology annotation, cellular component: Fanconi anaemia nuclear complex.